Antechinus flavipes (yellow-footed antechinus) is the source of this 4513-nucleotide messenger RNA. RefSeq names its product phosphodiesterase 6B (gene PDE6B). Gene Ontology annotation, cellular component: photoreceptor outer segment membrane. The coding region runs from base 95 to 1822 and encodes 575 amino acids. The transcript has 19 exons. Gene Ontology annotation, biological process: retina development in camera-type eye; signal transduction. The record is from RefSeq and is a predicted model, not a curated record. Gene Ontology annotation, molecular function: protein binding; 3',5'-cyclic-nucleotide phosphodiesterase activity. NCBI's taxonomy places the organism in Eukaryota, Metazoa, Chordata, Mammalia, Dasyuromorphia, Dasyuridae.
AGAGCUUACAGAUAUUGAAAGACAGUUCCACAAGGCCUUCUACACAGUCCGAGCCUAUCUAAACUGUGAUCGCUACUCUGUGGGCCUUCUGGAUAUGACUAAGGAGAAGGAAUUCUUUGAUGUGUGGCCAGUGCUUAUGGGAGAAGCUCAACCAUACUCAGGACCCCGAACUCCUGAUGGCAGAGAAAUCCAGUUUUACAAAGUAAUUGACUAUAUCCUCCAUGGCAAAGAAGAUAUUAAAGUUAUUCCAACUCCCCCAGAAGAUCACUGGGCAUUGGUCAGCGGCCUCCCAACCUACGUAGCAGAAAGUGGCUUUAUCUGUAACAUUAUGAAUGCCCCUGCAGAUGAGAUGUUUCAAUUUCAGAAAGAGCCACUAGAUGAAUCUGGAUGGAUUAUUAAAAACGUCCUCUCCAUGCCUAUAGUCAACAAAAAAGAGGAGAUUGUUGGAGUGGCUACUUUUUACAACAGGAAAGAUGGGAAACCCUUUGAUGAGCAAGAUGAAGUUCUUAUGGAGUCCCUAACACAAUUCCUUGGCUGGUCUGUGCUCAAUCCUGACACCUAUGACAAGAUGAAUAAACUGGAAAACCGAAAGGACAUUGCCCAAGAUAUGGUGUUAUACCACGUGAAAUGUGAUAAGGAUGAAAUCCAGGAAGUGCUGCCAACAAGAGAACGGUUUGGAAGGGAACCCAUGGACUGUGAUGAGGAUGAACUCAGAAUGAUCCUGAAAGAUGAGCUGCCAGGACCCAACAAGUUUGACAUCUAUGAGUUCCACUUCUCAGACCUGGAAUGUACGGAGCUGGAGCUGGUGAAAUGUGGGAUCCAGAUGUACUAUGAACUGGGUGUGGUCAAGAAAUUCCAGAUCCCUCAGGAGGUCUUAGUUCGGUUCUUGUAUUCGGUCAGCAAAGGAUACCGAAGAAUUACUUACCAUAAUUGGCGCCAUGGCUUUAAUGUGGCUCAAACCAUGUUCACACUUCUCAUGACAGGCAAAUUGAAGUCCUAUUACACAGAUUUGGAAGCUUUCGCCAUGGUGACAGCCGGCCUAUGCCAUGACAUUGACCACAGGGGAACCAACAACCUCUACCAGAUGAAAUCCCAGAAUCCAUUAGCAAAGCUCCAUGGCUCAUCAAUUCUAGAAAGACACCAUCUGGAGUUUGGAAAGUUCUUGCUUUCAGAAGAGAGCCUGAAUAUCUAUCAGAACCUGAAUCGUCGUCAACACGAGCACGUAAUCCACCUGAUGGACAUCGCCAUUAUUGCCACAGAUCUGGCCCUCUACUUCAAAAAAAGAACAAUGUUUCAGAAGAUUGUGGAUGAAUCCAAAGGAUAUGAAGACAAGAAAAGCUGGGUGGAAUACCUCUCCCUGGAGACAACAAGGAAAGAGAUUGUCAUGGCAAUGAUGAUGACUGCAUGUGACUUGUCUGCCAUCACCAAGCCAUGGGAAGUCCAGAGUAAGGUAGCACUGCUAGUGGCUGCUGAGUUCUGGGAACAGGGUGAUUUGGAGAGAACAGUGCUUGAUCAGCAGCCAAUUCCCAUGAUGGACAGAAACAAAGCUGAUGAGCUGCCUAAACUGCAAGUGGGGUUCAUUGACUUCGUGUGUACAUUUGUAUACAAGGAGUUUUCACGUUUCCAUGAGGAAAUCCAGCCCAUGUUUGACAGGCUGCAGAAUAACAGGAAGGAAUGGAAGGCCCUGGCUGAUGAUUGGCACCGAGAUUUGCAACGGAGGUCCGCCUCCACAAUCUUCCACCUGCUGCAUCCUCUAAACAACCCAUUACUGAUACCCCAAGCUGGGCAUCUGAGUCUUCCUAUCUCCCAGGCACUUUGCUGAAGAUCCUGCAGAACUGAUGUUUCAUAUUGCAGUCUGCAAAGAUAAGCAGGUUUCUGGAAAUCCAAAAGAAAAAAGCCCAAAAUAUUUUUUUAACAUUUAAAAUGUACUGAUUUUACAGCUAUUUUUAUAAACUACAGAAAAGCCAAGAACUAAAAGUUCAAUUUGGCACAUUUUAAAAAGGCUUUAAGAUUUUUAAUAGGAACUACCUCCCCCAAGAAUUCUAGGUACUCUGUGUAUGUGUAGAUUGGCCACACACACACACAUACACAGAGAAAUGUAUUCUGAUUUAUCUUCUGCUCUACAUAAAAUUUACAUCCAAACCCCUCCAGGUGAAACCGAAACACUGAAAUCUAAUGUGUGGCUAAAGUUGUGAAUUCGUUGAAAAAUACACUUGUCCUAUCUGAUCUAUUAACAAAGACCAAAGCAGAAAUGGAGCUGAGUGCUACUUUCUGCAUGAAAAUCUUUUAAUCUAUGCAGUUUAUAAAACUAAAACCUCAUUAUCAUUACCAAUUGAAGUGCUGCCUUAAUUCUGUCUCAAUGACUCCAUGAUGUCAACUCUUCCAACAGUGAUUUGCAGCCCAUCCAGGCUUUCUCAUCCUAUAGGUGUCCCAUCCCUAUGUUCCCAUCAAUCCCCUAGAAGACCUUCCUUUAAGUGGGCCUUCUAAUAUUCCAGAUACCAGCACAGCUCAGCUUUCACCGGACAACUACCCAUCCUGAAUUGUGAUUGUACAUUUUGACAGCAGACAACUUACCUGAAUCAAUUCAUUUUUUCAAUGACACUUUCUACCACUACAGCAUCCACAGGUCCUCAUAGCUUAGAUGUAGUUUUUUGUUGUUGUUGUUUUGUUUUUAUUUUUUAUUAAGUCUUUUUAAUUUUCAAAACAUAUGAAUAGAUAAUUUUUCAACAUUAAUCCUUGUAAAAUCUUGUGUUCCAAUUUCUCCCCUCCAUUCCCCCCACCCCCUUCCCUAGAUGGCAAAUAAUCCAAUAUAUGUUAAACAUGGUAAAAAUAUGUUAAAUCCAAUAUAUGCAUAAAUAUUUAUACAAUUAUCUUACUGCACAAAAAUAAAAAAUCAAAAAAAGGAGAAAAUAAAAUGCAAGUAAACAACAAUAAAGAGUGAAGAUGCUAUGUUGUGAUCCACAAUCAGUUCCCAGUUCUUUCUCUGGAUGUAGAUGGCUCUCUUCAUCAUAAGAUCACUGGAACUGGCCUGGAUCAUUUCAUUGUUGAAAAGAGCCAUGUCCAACAGAACUGAUCAUUGUAUAAUCUUGUUGCUGAUCUCCUGGUUCCGCUCAUUUCACUCAGCAUCAGUUCAUGUAAGUCUCUUCUAAAUCAUCCUGCUGAUAGUUUUGUAUAGAACAAUAAUAUUCCCUAUCAUUCAUAUGCCACAACUUAUUCAGCCAUUCUCCAACUGAUAGGCUAGUUUUAAUUUCUUGCCACUACAAAAAGGGCUGCCACAUUUUGGCACACGUGGGUCCCUGUCCCUUCUUUAUGAUCUCUUUGGGAUAUAAGCCCAGUAGAAAUACUGCUGGAUCAAAGGGUACACACAGUUUGAUAGCCCUUUGGACAUAGUUCCAAGCUUAGAUGUAAUUUUUAAAAACUCGGUCAGAAAGCUGUUCUCCCAACCCAUCACAGUGAGUAACACAACAGUGCGAGUUCAGCAAGCACUUUGUUCCUCACUAAGCUGAUGGAGAAAGGUAAGGGUGCCCAUUUGUGAAAGGGCAUUAAUUACCUCAAGGAUUUAGUUUGUAACAAGUGCCGCAAAGUUUCUUCCUUCUCAUGGUGGGUAAACACCACAACCACAGUUAGUUUAACUAGAACUUUAAGGGAUUAUAUAAACGAGUUCACAACCUACUUGUUUAGCAUGUUUAACUUUUGGUCUAUCUUCCCAAAGAGGUGAGUUGUGAAUAUUUGUGUAAGAGAUCUUGGGACAAACUUGAGAAGCUGCUGGACCAUUGUAAAAGGUCCAUAUAGCUCUGUGACUUUGAGGAACGACUUUUUGAUCUGUUUUCUCACCUCUAAAAUGGGAGUUUUCCUUGUAUUGCUUAUCUCACAGGGUUGUUGUGAGACUUCAAUAAAAGAUCUAUGAAAUUACUUUGUAACCACAAAGCAGCAUCAACGUGAGCAACUACUUCAAUAAACAUGUACUUUGCAGAGAAUGAUCAGAGGGGCCCCAGGAUGGUGUGGAGGAGAAGGGGCGUCAAGUCAAACUCAAUUUGUGAAGGGGAGCAGUCAGUCAGGUCACUGCAGAAGUGCUAGGAACACCACAGAAGGUGGUGAUGGGGCAGAGAAGCAGCCAGUGCUACUCAGGGACAAUGAGUACCUGGGGAAAAGCACAGCCCAUAAUGUUCCAACAGAAUAGCAUCAGAGGUUAUCAGAGAAGUGAAAGGAUGUGAGGCAGAAGAUAGUCCAGAGGACAAUGAUGUAAUUUGGGGAAUGGCCAUAUCCUAUCCCAAAUAAAUCUUAAUAACCAAGGCUUACAAGGGAACUUCACAGAAGGGGGACCAAACAGCAUUCUCAACAUGACCAGGUAUCAGAGACUGAAUAUAAAUUGAUUCAAAGAUUCAUGGAUAAAAGAUACUUAACAGGUUACUAUGGGAAGAAAAUGGAGAAUGGCUGACCUCUGGGGUGACAGCAAGAAUAACUACCUUCCUCCUCAACCAUCCUUCAACCACAUCAACAGCCACACAGGAGC